Molecule: messenger RNA, 1986 nt
Organism: Jatropha curcas
Lineage: Eukaryota; Viridiplantae; Streptophyta; Magnoliopsida; Malpighiales; Euphorbiaceae
Product: Major facilitator superfamily protein
Biological process (GO): monosaccharide transmembrane transport
Cellular component (GO): membrane
Molecular function (GO): hexose transmembrane transporter activity
Source: RefSeq, a predicted model, not a curated record
UGGCAUCCCACCAUUUUUGCACGGUGGGAUCGCCUGCUCUCUCAGGUCCCCAUUUCCAGGCAACUUGUGCACAAACGUAACAAAGCAAUGAGACCCUCUGCUGAUCGCGUGAUUCCACUUCGCCUUCUUCACAGUCGAACGCUUUCAACUUAACCCUCCACUUCCCUCUCAUCCGAUGCUGGCUACUACAGUACUUUCUCAGCUGGUUCUUCCAGUCCCGGCUAUACAAACAUCUUUACGUCAUCCGAAACAAAAUCUUUUUUGUUUCGGACUUUCGUAUCGACGCUUAAAAUUCAAAGUUUCGGCGGAGGCAAAGAAGCGGCUGCCGGAGCUACAGACUCCGAAAUCAGAUAGGGCAAAUUCUUUGGUAGAGAAUGGGAGUGUUGAUUUCGGAUGGCUGCCUGCUUUUCCUCAUGCGCUGAUAGCUUCAAUGUCGAAUUUUCUUUUUGGUUAUCACAUAGGAGUGAUGAAUGGUCCUAUUCUUUCUAUUGCACGAGAGCUGGGUUUUGAAGGAGACCCAAUUCUUGAGGGACUUGUGGUCAGCAUUUUUAUAUGUGGGGCAUUUAUUGGCAGCAUAAGCAGUGGUUCACUAGUGGACAAACUUGGAUGUCGGCGCACAUUUCAGGUUGAUGCAAUACCAUUAAUUCUUGGUGCCAUUAUAAGUGCACAAGCCCAUUCCUUGGAUGAAAUACUUUGGGGAAGAUUUCUUGUUGGACUUGGCAUUGGUGUGAACACAGUUCUUGUUCCAAUCUAUAUUUCAGAGGUUGCCCCAAAAAAAUACAGGGGUUCUCUAGGAACUUUGAGUCAAAUUGGUACAUGCCUUGGGAUCAUAACAUCACUGUUCUUUGGAAUUCUCUCUGAAACUGAUCCACAUUGGUGGAGGACAAUGCUCUAUAUUGCAACUGUUCCUGCAGUUAUUCUUUCAGUUGGCAUGCAGUUUGCUGUGGACAGUCCUCGCUGGCUUUGUAAAGUAGGAAGAUUAGAAGAUGCUAAGGCAGUUAUCCAAAAUCUCUGGGGACCAUCUGAAGUUGAAAGGGCGAUCGAAGAUUUCCAAUCGGUCAAUAAGAAUAAGAGCUAUGAUGAUGAGGGCAGCAGGUGGUUGGAACUCCUAGAGGAGCCACACUCUAGAGCUGCAUUCAUUGGAGGUUCCCUUUUUAUACUCCAACAAUUUGCUGGUAUAAAUGGAGUCCUGUAUUUUUCAUCAUUGACUUUUAAAGAUGUUGGUAUAACAAAUGGUGCUUCAGCAAGCUUUGUUGGGAUCAUCAACUUUGCAGGUGCACUUUGUGCUUCAUACUUGAUGGAGAAGGAAGGGAGAAAAAAACUGUUAGUUGGCAGCUAUAUAGGAAUGGCUGUGUCGAUGUUUCUUGUAGCAAGUGCAAUCAGUUUUCCAGUAGAUGAGGAACUCAGCCACAACUUAUCAAUAAUUGGAGUCCUCAUGUAUAUUUUUACCUUUGCAAUUGGAGCUGGUCCAGUAACUGGUAUUAUCAUACCAGAACUUAGCAGUUCCAGGAUGCGUGGAAAGGUUAUGGGAUUCAGUUUUUCUGUUCAUUGGGUUUGUAAUUUCUUGGUGGGUCUAUUCUUUCUUGACUUGGUGGAAAUAUUUGGGGUUGCUCCAGUAUACACUGGUUUUGGCAUUGUUUCUUUGUUAGCUGCCAUAUUUGCUAAUUACUUCACAAUCGAAACCAAGGGGCGUUCUCUCGAAGAGAUUGAAAUGUCUCUGAACCCCAAUUUGGCAGCUAAAGACGAGCAAUAGUAUAUCCGACUCCAAAGCAAGGCAAUGGAUACCUGUGUAUAUAACCACAGAAAUGCUUUUCUCUUGAAGGAUUUCAGCUGGUGGUGAUUCUUGUUCACGCAGUUGCUUAGCUGUGAACGAGUAAGCUUCCAAAAAUUUUGUUUUGAUAGUAAGGAAACCUCUGUGGGUUUCUGUAUUAUAAUUUAGCCAACAUUGUAAUUCUCAUUACAUCAGUCAAAAUUUCUUUUGGUUCA